Messenger RNA from Uncinocarpus reesii 1704, 5571 nucleotides. RefSeq lists its product as uncharacterized. Bases 1 to 5571 code for a protein of 1856 amino acids. The transcript is spliced from 22 exons. Gene Ontology annotation, molecular function: ABC-type transporter activity; ATP hydrolysis activity; ATP binding. Gene Ontology annotation, cellular component: membrane. Gene Ontology annotation, biological process: transmembrane transport. The record is from RefSeq and is a predicted model, not a curated record. Lineage: Eukaryota; Fungi; Ascomycota; Eurotiomycetes; Onygenales; Onygenaceae.
AUGAAACCGGAUGCCGAACGUAAGAAUGAGCAGGGAUACUUAUCGCAAGAUGGGCUGGCCACGGAGAGUUCAAUGGUCAGUUUCGAUCCGCAGAAGGAAGCCAACUUGAUUCGCAAGAUCGAUCUGCACAUUGUGCCCUUUCUAGUCGUUCUAUACCUCUUCAGCUUCCUCGAUCGAGUAAACAUCGGAAAUGCGCGGCUAUAUGGCAUGGAGAAGGACUUGGGUCUGCAUGGAAAUCAAUUCCAGAUUGCGGUUUCUAUUCUAUUCGUGCCGUAUUGUUUGCUUGAAGUUCCCUCAAAUCUUGUAAUCAGGAAACUUACCGCCUCUCGAUAUAUCGCAUUCAUUACAACGGUUUGGGGCAUCAUAGCUACCUUGACGGGGAUCACGCAAAACUUCACCGGUCUCGUCAUUUGCCGCAUUUUUCUAGGGAUCGUGGAGGCGGGUCUAUUCCCCGGCCUCGUUGCCUAUAUGACCCUGUUUUAUGGAAAACGAGAAAUCGCGCUUCGAGUCGGAUACUUGUUUAGCGCUGCAGCGCUGGCAGGUGCAUGCGGCGGGCUUCUCGCCUACGCCAUCGGCCACAUGGAUGGAGUCGCAGGGCAGAGGGGCUGGAGAUGGAUUAUGAUUAUAGAAGGGCUGCCAUCUGUGCUUCUGGGUAUAGUGACCUGGUUUGGGCUUGCUGAUGACCCGGACACGGCGUAUUACCUCAGCAAUGAAGAAAAGGCGCUCAUGAGAGCGCGCCGAAGUCGAGAGGUGGGCCAGACCGAGUCUGCCCAGCAGUUCCAUAUCGAAGAUGCGAAAGAAGGCGCCAAAGAUUGGACGGUUCUGCUUUUCUGCUUGGGCCAGUUUGGCGUUGACGCUGUCUUAUACGGGUACAGCACAUUUCUUCCCACCAUCAUCAAGGGUAUCGGCCAAUGGUCCACUACGCAGGUCCAAGCCUUGACUAUUCCCUGUUAUGCUGUUGGCGCUAUCACCUACUUGGUGGUUGCUUGGUUUAGUGAUAGGACUCAAAAGCGUGGCGUUUUUACAGUGAUCUUUUGUGGCAUUGCCAUUGUCGGAUAUGGCGUUCUGAUCGCAGAUGCAAGCGCCGGUGUCCAUUAUUUUGGCUGUUUCUUGGUUGCGGUGGGCCUUUACGUUUGUGUCGGACUUCCCCUGGCCUGGCUACCAACCAACCUGCCACGUUUUGGGAAACGGGCAUUUGCCAGCGGCCUUCAGCUCACACUCGGAAACGUUGCUGGGAUUGUCACCCCAUUCCUGUAUCCGAACAAUACUGGUCCGAGGUUCGUGAUGGGCCAUGCUGUGACACUUGGCCUGACGGCGUUUUCAGCGUGCAUCUAUGCGUUUAUGUGGUAUUGGUACAAGAGAGCGAAUACACUGAGAGAGCAGGGCAAGGAAGAUGACAAGCGUGCUGCCCUGAUGGAAUACGCCUUCUGGACCAAAGCUGCCCAUCUCCCUGGCCAUGACGUCAAAACCACCGGCUUUCCACGUCAGGGUUGGCAAGGCGUCUCCAUCGUUUCUGAAAACCCAUCGCUGGCUGUCACGAUGAACGGGGCAUCUGAUAAGAUCGGCGAUCAAACUAGCCGCGGUAUUAACCCGUUUGGGACUAAUGCGCGCUUGGGGGGAUCCUCAACAUCGACGACACACGUCGCUCCGAACAGCACCGACAAUGGUAAUAGCAUUGGCCGUUACUCGUCGUUAACAGGCAAAGAUGGCCCGUCAACUCAUUCAGACGCGCCCUUGGGCCCAUGGUGUUCCGGAUCUGGAACUUCGUCGCCUAAUGGACAAUAUGAGAUGCCAGAGGAGCAAGAUGGCGACAGUGACAAAAUCCUAUCGCACAGCCGCUCCGCAGUGAUUGAACAAUCAAGCGCAGGGACCGGUGCUCCACCUAGUGAAGAAUGGACCAACCUUCAGCAGAUCCUGUCCACUAUGUUUGGACGGGCGAGACAGGAAGUCUCGGAGGAGGAGAAAACCAGACACGUCGGAUUGGUGUGGAAGAAUCUGACCGUGAAAGGAGUUGGGAUUGGAGCUACUUUGCAGCCGACGAAUUCGGAUGUAUUGCUUGCGUUGCCAAGAUUGCUUUACAAACUGUUUACAGGGAAUAUCCGGAAGAAGAAGCCCGUGAGGACGAUACUAGAUGAUUUUACGGGAUGUGUUAAACCUGGGGAGAUGCUUCUUGUUCUGGGUCAGCCGGGCUCUGGUUGCUCGACAUUCUUGAAGGUUUUAGGCAAUCAACGGGCUGGGUACGAGGAUGUUCAAGGCGAAGUCACAUACGGAGGCAUUGACGCCAAAACAAUGGCUAAGAAUUAUAGAUCGGAGGUCUUGUAUAACCCUGAAGAGGACCUUCACUACGCGACACUUACAGUCAGACAAACACUUAAUUUCGCUAUUAAGACGCGUACACCUGGAAAGGAAUCCCGAAAACUCGGUGAAUCCCGCCGUCAGUACCGCCAGGCAUUCCUCAAGAGUGUUGCCAAGCUAUUUUGGAUCGAACAUUGUUUAGAUACAAGAGUCGGAAACGCAAUAGUCCGCGGAGUCUCUGGGGGAGAAAAGAAGCGUGUAUCGAUAGCGGAGGCUCUUAUUACCAAAAGCCAGGUCAUACUUCUCACAGAAGGGAAAUGCGCUUACUUUGGGUCAACGAGCGAUGCCAAGGAAUAUUUCGAGAACCUUGGGUUUGAAUGCCCGACUAGAUGGACCACUGCGGACUUUUUGACUUCUGUUACGGAACCGCAUGCUCGAAGAGUCAAGCAAGGCUGGGAAGACCGCAUCCCGCGGUCGGCGGAACAAUUCAAACAAGCCUACGAUGCGAGCGCGGCUCAGAAGGGUGCAGUAGAAUCCAUCGCUGAAUUCGAAAAUGAGAUAGAAGCCCAUAAAGAUGAGCUAGAAAGUUUAAGACAGAAAACACCAAAGAAGAAUUUUACGAUCCCGUAUUAUCAACAGGUCCUUGCGCUGAGCCAACGACAGUUCCUGGUCACGAUUGGCGAUCGGCAAUCGCUUUUCGGAAAAUGGAGCGUCGUCCUCUUCCUUGCUUUGAUCGUUGGCAGCCUGUUCUAUGACCUCCCUAAAACUAGUCAAGGGGUGUUUACUCGUGGAGGAGUCAUGUUUUACAUUAUAUUGUUCAACGCUCUGCUCGCUAUGGCAGAACUGACCGCGACAUUCGAAAGCAGGCCAAUCUUGAUCAAGCAUAAAAGCUUCUCGUUUUACCGCCCUUCUGCUUAUGCCCUAGCGCAAGUGGUUGUCGAUGUUCCCCAGGUCUUCACUCAAGUUUUCAUUUUCCUGAUUGUGGUGUAUUUCAUGGCGAACCUCGCUCGCACAGCGUCUCAGUUUUUUAUUGCACUGUUAUUUGUGUGGCUGGUUACUAUGACCAUGUACUCUUUUUUUCGUGCAAUAGGAGCCCUGGUCACAUCCCUGGAUGCGGCUACGAGAAUCACCGGUGUUGCGAUUCAAGCCUUGGUUGUUUAUACUGGGUACUUGAUUCCGCCUGGCAAAAUGAGGCCGUGGUUGAAAUGGCUGAUAUGGAUUAAUCCCGUUCAAUACACAUUCGAAUCUUUGAUGGCCAACGAAUUUUAUAACCUACGAAUCGAUUGUGUCCCUCCUGCGCUAGUUCCCCAAGGCCCAAACGCAUCCCCUCAAUUCCAAAGUUGCGCCGUCCAAGGUAGCGAACCUGGGCAAACAGAUCACCUGUGGCGAAAUUUUGGCAUCAUUAUUUCGUUAUUUGUCCUUUUUAUCGCAUUGACUAUGUUUGGCACCGAACUUCAAGCCAGCUCCCGAAGUUCAGCCCACGGUGGCGCAGCUGUCACCGUUUUUAUGCGAGGGCAGCUCCCGCCUUCUGCUAAACAUGAGAUGCAGGAUACAAAGCGAAACCGUGACGAAGAAGAAGGGAAGCAGAGCAUGGUAUCGAACGGAUCCGAAACCGAGCCUAUGGAUGAAAAGGAGGUUCAAGACAUAUCGAAAAACGCUGCCGUGUUUACGUGGCAAGACGUCAACUACACAAUUCCCCAUAAAGGAACGAAAAAGAAACUUCUACAGGACGUCCAAGGAUAUGUCAAACCGGGUCGUUUGACUGCCUUAAUGGGUGCAUCUGGUGCAGGAAAAACCACGCUUCUCAAUGUCCUGGCGCAGCGUGUGGAUUUUGGUGUCGUUACUGGAAGUUUCCUCAUAGACGGAAAACCUCUUCCAAAGAGCUUCCAGCGCGCAACUGGCUUUGCGGAGCAAGCAGAUAUCCAUGAACCGACUACUACCGUUCGAGAGUCCCUCAGGUUUUCUGCGCUUCUCCGGCGACCGAAGGAAGUUCCACUGAAAGAGAAAUACGAUUAUUGUGAACGCAUUCUCGAUCUGCUUGAACUACAGUCCAUUGCCGGGGCUACAAUAGGCCAUCCAGGUGCAGGACUUAACCAGGAACAGCGCAAGAGGGUAACUAUCGCUGUGGAAUUAGCAAGCAAACCAGAUCUGCUUCUGUUUUUGGACGAACCCACGUCAGGACUGGAUUCGCUCGCUGCUUUCAAUAUUAUCCGUUUUCUGAGAAAAUUAGCGGACGUGGGGCAGGCUAUUCUGUGUACUAUCCAUCAACCCUCUGCAGUUCUGUUCGAGGAAUUUGACGAUCUCUUAUUGCUCCAAGCGGGUGGUAGAGUGGUUUUUCACGGAGAGCUAGGAACGGAUUCCCGAAAAUUGAUUGAAUAUUUCGAGGGCAAUGGCGCAAGGCCGUGUCCACGGGAUGCAAACCCGGCAGAGUAUAUGCUUGAUGUUAUCGGUGCUGGCAAUCCAGACUAUGAAGGUCCAGAUUGGGCAAACAUCUGGGCAAGCUCACCAGAACACCAGGCCGUCACCGAUGAGAUCAAACGGAUCGUCGAUUCUCCAAAGCAGGGCGAAAGUAAUGCUGGCGCAGCUGGAGAACAAGAAUUCGCAAUGCCGCAACGUACACAGAUCAUAGCAACCACUAAGCGUUCGUUUAUCGCAUACUGGCGCACUCCUAAUUACACAAUUCACGUUGUUGCCGGAGCUACCAUAUUCUAUCGUGGCUGGAACUUUGUUUUUCUGCUGCUGAUGCUGCCCAUCGGCCACGAAGCUAAAGUAUUCAAGGUACUUCGGAACAUGGUUUCCUCGAGAUUCGUUCGCUGUUGGAUUUACGUGGAUGCUGCUUAUGCUUCGAUGUCACCAAACGAACUAUUCGCAUCUCUCCUUGUCCCAGCCUUCUUCACAUUUGUCGUCUCCUUCUGUGGGGUGGUGGUUCCGUAUCAGAAUAUGCCAUACUUUUGGCGCUCCUGGAUGUACUGGCUUACUCCCUUCCGCUAUUUACUUGAGGGGUAUCUCGGGGUCAUCACGAAUAAAGUCCCAGUUCGAUGCGCUGAAAAUGAAUUUGCACGGUUUCGAGCCCCACCCGGAAUGACUUGUGAGCAGUAUGCAGGGCCGUUUACGAGACAGGGAGGUGGAUAUAAGUGGAGAGAUUAUGUGAGUUGUGCCCUUCUCGUCCGUGACUUUACAGAUUCAAGGCUAAUGGUGAUCGAUUCAGGCGAUAUUCUGGUCAAAUACAAGGUUGCGCAGUUAUUGGGGGCAGUCCUAUCACCGUCCUCGGCAUGA